Messenger RNA from Penicillium verhagenii, 204 nucleotides. RefSeq lists its product as uncharacterized. Lineage: Eukaryota; Fungi; Ascomycota; Eurotiomycetes; Eurotiales; Aspergillaceae. The record is from RefSeq and is a predicted model, not a curated record. The transcript has a single exon. The coding region runs from base 1 to 204 and encodes 67 amino acids.
AUGGUGCUGAAAGCUUGGAAUCCUAUUCGCCGGGACUUUUGCCACAAGUUUAGCUCGUCUUACGAAGAUCCUGGAGUUCUCGAUAACAUUCAAGCCACGCGGCCCGGUUGGGAAAUCUCCCACCGAUCACCUGAUCGGUCCCGAGCUAUGUCGCCCGUUGAUAAUGGCCACCUGACUGCGAAUAGCACCGAAGUAUACAGUUGA